AUGGCGGAAGAGGAGGUGGCCAAGCUGCAGAAGCAUCUGGCCCUGCUGAGGCAGGAGUACGUCAAGAUGCAGCAGAAGCUGGCUGACACGGAGAGACGCUGUGCUGUCCUUGCUGCUCAGGUGUCUGGCCCGUGCUCCACCAGCCCAGCAUCUGCUGACACCUUUAUCAGCCGGCUUCUGGAAAUUGUGUCGGAACUGUAUCGACAGGAACAAUACAGUGAUUUGAAAGUGAAGAUUGAUGGGGAUAGGCUCAGUGCCCAUAAAUUUGUCCUGGCUGCUCGCAGUGACGUCUGGAGUCUCACCAAUAUGGCCAACACCUCUGAACUGGACCUAUCUGAUUGCAAACCUGAGGUUGCCAUGGCGAUGUUACGCUGGGCAUACACGGACGAUUUGGAGCUUAGUGAAGAUGACGCAUUUCUCAUUGACUUGAUGAAGCUGGCCAACCGCUUCCAGCUUCAGCUUCUCAGAGAAAGGUGUGAAAAAGGUGUAAUGUCCUCGGUAAAUGUCAGGAACUGCAUUCGCUUCUACCAAACAGCUGAGGAGCUAAAUGCCACAACUCUGAUGAACUACUGUGGAGAGAUCAUAGCCAGUCACUGGGAUGAUCUGAGGAAAGAAGAUUUCAGCACCAUGAGUGCCCAACUUUUGUACAAGAUGAUAAAGUCUAAAACAGACUAUCCUCUCCAUAAAGCCAUCAAAGUUGAGCGUGAAGAUGUGGUUUUCCUUUAUCUCAUCGAGAUGGACUCACAGUUGCCACGCAAGUUGAAUGAACUUGACAACAACGGUGAUCUAGCUCUGGACUUGGCACUUUCCCGAAAACUGGAAAGUAUUGCCACCACUUUAGUUAACAGCAAAGCGGAUGUGGACAUGGUGGACCAGAGCGGAUGGAGUCUUCUGCAUAAGGCAAUCCAAAGAGGUGACGAAUUUGCCUCAGUCUUCUUAAUCCGUCACUCAGCUCAGGUGAACGCCGCUACUGUGGGAGCGGUGGAGACCCCUCUCCACCUCGUUUGUUCUUUUAGCCCCAAAAAACACUCAGCAGAAGUGAUGAGUGGCAUGGCAAGGAUUGCAGAAGCUCUGCUCAAAGCUGGAGCCAAUCCCAACAUGCAAAACAGCAAGGGCAGAACUCCCUUGCAUGAAGCUGUAGCUUCAGGAAACGAGCCUGUUUUCAGCCAGCUACUACAGUGCAGACAGCUCGACUUGGAACUUAAGGACCAUGAGGGCAGUGCAGCUUUGUGGUUAGCGCUGCAGUAUAUCACAGUUUCUUCAGACAACUCUGUAAAUCCAUUCGAGGACGAUGCUCCCGUUGUCAAUGGCACCUCGUUUGAUGAGAACAGCUUUGCGGCACAGUUAAUCCAAAGAGGGAGCAAUACCGAUGCGCCUGACUCAUCAACAGGGAACUGCCUCAUUCAGAGAGCAGCUCGUGCAGCCAAUGAGGCAGCUGCUCUUUUCCUAGCCACUCAUGGGGCAAAGGUCAAUCAUAUUAACAAAUGGGGGGAAAGUCCUCUUCAUACAGCUUGUCGCUUUGGCCUUGCAAGUCUUACAGCAGAGCUGCUCCAGCAAGGGGCCAACCCCAACCUACAGACCCUUAAGGCUUUGCCUGAUGAUGCACUUGGUGUGGCUUUUCAAACCCCCCUGCAUAUGGCCAUUGCUAACAACCACCCAGAUGUGGUCUCUGUCAUCCUUGAGCAAAAAGCAAAUGCACUUCAUGCCACCAAUAAUUUCCAGAUCAUUCCAGACUUCAGUCUCAAAGACUCUUUGGACCAGACAGUAUUGGGCUUGGCCCUCUGGACAGGUAUGCACACAAUAGCAGCUCAGCUACUGGGCUCAGGAGCUUCAAUCAAUGAUACCAUGUCCAAUGGACAAACCCUACUUCACAUGGCUAUCCAAAGACAGGACAGCAAAAGUGCCCUUUUCCUUCUUGAGCACCAGGCAGACAUCAAUGUGAGGACCCUGGAAGGACAGACAGCACUGCAGUUGGCCAUCAGUAACCAGUUGCCAUUAGUGGUGGAUGCUAUUUGCACAAGAGGAGCCGAUAUGUCAGUGGUGGAUGACAAAGGGGACCCUCCAUUAUGGCUCGCUCUGGAGAAUGGCCUGGAAGAUAUUGCAUCCACACUUGUUCGCCAUGGCUGUGAUGCAACAAGCUGGGGCAAAGGCCCUUCAGGCUGCCAACAGACCUUGCUGCAUAGAGCCGUUGAUGAGAACAACGAGGUCUCUGCUUGCUUUCUCAUCCGCAGUGGUUGUGAUGUGAACAGCCCCAGGCGGCCUGGCCCAAAUGGAGAAGGGGAAGAAGAAGCCAGAGAUGGACAAAUGCCUCUCCACCUUGCCAGCAGCUGGGGCCUGGAGGAGGUUGUGCAGUGCCUUCUAGAGUUUGGAGCUAAUGUUAAUACGCAGGAUGCAGAGGGUAGAACUCCGAUCCACGCUGCUAUUAGCAACCAGCACAACGUUAUUAUACAGCUUCUGAUUUCCCAUCUGGACAUACGUCUUAAUAUACGGGACCGGCAAGGAAUGACACCUUUUGCCUGCGCCAUGACGCAUAAGAACAACAAGGCAGCAGAAGCAAUCCUCAAAAGGGAGCCUGGUGCUGCUGAGCAGGUUGACAAUAAAGGGCGUAAUUUCCUCCAUGUGGCUGUGCAAAAUUCAGAUAUUGAAAGUGUCCUGUUCCUCAUUAGUGUGAAAGCUAAUGUCAACUCCAGAGUUCAGGAUGCCGCUAAGCUAACCCCUCUCCACUUGGCUGUGCAAGCUGGAUCCGAGAUCAUUGUCCGAAACUUGCUGCUUGCUGGAGCCAAAGUAAAUGAGCUGACUAAACACCGGCAGACCGCCCUGCAUUUGGCUGCUCAGCAGGACUUGGCUACCAUUUGCUCUGUACUCUUGGAGAAUGGCAUUGACUUUGCUGCUGAGGAUGAGAAUGGCAAUAAUGCACUUCACCUAGCAGUGAUGCAUGGCCGUCUUAACAAUAUAAGAUCCCUCCUCACAGAGUCAAACAUCGAUGCUGAGGCCUUUAAUCUCAGGGGUCAGUCGCCCAUGCACAUUUUAGGCCACUAUGGGAAAGAAAAUGCUGCAGCCAUUUUUGAAUUGUUCCUGGAGUGUAUGCCCGAAUACCCUUUGGACAAGCCAGAUAAUGAAGGAAACACAGUUUUGCUCCUGGCCUAUAUGAAAGGAAACGCUAACCUGUGCCGUGCCAUUGUGAGAGCUGGUGCUCGCCUUGGAAUCAAUAAUAAUCAGGGCAUUAAUAUUUUCAACUACCAAGUAGCAACAAAACAGUUGCUUUUUCGCCUUCUCGAUAUGCUGUCCAAAGAGCCCCCUUGGUGUGAUGGGUCCAAUUGCUACGAGUGUAUUGCCAAGUUUGGAGUCACAACUAGGAAACAUCACUGCCGUCAUUGUGGGCGUCUCUUGUGUCACAAGUGCUCUAUAAAGGAGAUCCCCAUCAUCAAGUUUGAUUUAAACAAACCAGUGAGGGUGUGCGACAUCUGCUUUGACGUACUAACUCUUGGUGGAGUGUCAUAA
Molecule: messenger RNA, 3501 nt
Organism: Nerophis lumbriciformis (worm pipefish)
Lineage: Eukaryota; Metazoa; Chordata; Actinopteri; Syngnathiformes; Syngnathidae
Source: RefSeq, a predicted model, not a curated record